AUGCCGUCAGCACGGCCCGAAGCCCCUCGUUCCCAUCGCAAGGGUCAAUACUCGUGCGAGUUCUGUAGGGCACGGAAGCUCCGCUGUGACCGUCCUUUGCCCUGUACGAACUGUGUAUCGCGGGGGAAAAAAUGCCACUUUGGCCCUUUGCCUGGUCAGAGACCAUCAACAUUGGCUGAUCACCAACUUCCCGGGCAACAUCAGCAGCAACACCAGCAGCAGCAACACGAACAACAGCCUGUUACGGCCCCCUUGGUAUCUCCGUCCCUCCGAAGGCUUGCUGCGGAUUUGGAGAGGCGUGUGGCAUUGAGCACAAGCACGAGCACAGCCCACCAGGAUGAACAUCAUCCGUCACCAUCGCCGCGUACCCACAUCGAUGUGGGUCAGUCGGGAUCGCCAUCCUCAUCCGAGUCGCCCCGUCUAGACCAAGUCAAGGAUGUGGUGGCCCACCUUGAGCGGGUCUCCAUGGUUCAAAGCUCUCGGGAACCACCAAUUUACGUUGAUGAUCUCGUGUUCCAGUUCGAACGCAUUCGGGAUAUCCCAGGUGCUCCGAGCUUCACAGUGCGGAAUGGUAAACCGGCGCGUUGUGUAUGGCUGCCAUUCCACAACGAGACUAGGUUCAUUCUAGAUAAGUUCAUUACCAACGUUAGCUACAUCCAUCAUGUAGUCCACCACCCCUCGCUCCCCGCCACUAUCGAUGACCUUUACCGGAAGAUCGAAAAUCAGGAACCAAUUGAACCAGGACAUCUCGUUCUACUACUUGGCAUUAUCGCGAAUACUGUUGAGGUUUGGUCAUGGCACGAUGAAGUUGAAGGGGAUGGUUCUAUAUUCCAAUCUGCAAUUGAGGCGAAUGCCCAAACUCCCCUAUGGAUCAAGUCUGCAAUGGAUGUAAUCAAGAGUGGCGAGAAUGGACCACCUCUUGCGUUGGAAACGAUUCAGGGGAUCAUAAUACUGGCAUUUGCAGUGAGUAAUACGGAGGGAGUUUCUCUUCGCUAUCGGUCGUUGAUAUCUACCGGUUUGUUAUUGAGUCGUGAGCUCGGACUACAUCGCAUAGACCACGAAUCGAAUGCGGCUACUGCAAACACAAUUCGAGCUGAGGAGGGUCGACGUGUUUGGUGGUAUCUCGUUGCCACUGACUGGUGA
This is a messenger RNA of Penicillium manginii, 1143 nucleotides long. RefSeq names its product Zn(II)2Cys6 transcription factor. Gene Ontology annotation, molecular function: DNA-binding transcription factor activity, RNA polymerase II-specific; zinc ion binding. Gene Ontology annotation, biological process: regulation of DNA-templated transcription. The transcript is spliced from 3 exons. NCBI's taxonomy places the organism in Eukaryota, Fungi, Ascomycota, Eurotiomycetes, Eurotiales, Aspergillaceae. The record is from RefSeq and is a predicted model, not a curated record. The coding region runs from base 1 to 1143 and encodes 380 amino acids.